AUGUGGAUUGAAAUAUCCAUUCCACAGAUUUGGGUUUAUAGUGCACUUUCACUAACCUCGUUUGGUGGAAACGAAGAUAUAAAAGUUAGAACGUUAGAACAUACCAUGUUGAGUUUCGGAGUUGCAACUCAAUGUCAUGUCAUUAAAGGUGUCGAUCUAAAACUAGAACAAGAAGAGAGAGCACGGAGUAAAUUCAUCACAAUAUCAGAAUGCAGAACGUUGAAUGUUGAAUGUUGA
Molecule: messenger RNA, 237 nt
Organism: Sclerotinia sclerotiorum 1980 UF-70
Lineage: Eukaryota; Fungi; Ascomycota; Leotiomycetes; Helotiales; Sclerotiniaceae
Exons: 1
Coding region: 1-237 (78 amino acids)
Source: RefSeq, a predicted model, not a curated record